Molecule: messenger RNA, 2601 nt
Organism: Nematostella vectensis (starlet sea anemone)
Lineage: Eukaryota; Metazoa; Cnidaria; Anthozoa; Actiniaria; Edwardsiidae
Product: solute carrier family 25 member 44
Exons: 2
Coding region: 198-1088 (296 amino acids)
Biological process (GO): transmembrane transport; branched-chain amino acid catabolic process
Cellular component (GO): mitochondrion
Molecular function (GO): branched-chain amino acid transmembrane transporter activity
Source: RefSeq, a predicted model, not a curated record
AUUCCAAAAUGGCGGACGUAAUGCAGAAAACGUAAUUUCGGCCCUUUUUUUGAGGUAUACCUCAAUUUGAGUAAUGUAUUUAAGACAGAAAGGAUAAUGCAGUUUGAGGGUCUCGAGGUCCUGUAUUGUGCCAGUAAUCGUUCUUCAUGUUUGCAAAGAGGCUGAGUUAGAGACCGAAAACUUUGGUGCCGCCAAGAAUGCCAGAGCAUGUUCGGGUAAUAGAAUGGAGUCAUUUGGACAAAUACAAGUUUUACGCUCUCUCUACUGCUUUUUACGGUGGGCUUGGCGUAGCUCUCUUUCCAUUUGAUCUUGUCAAGACCCGACUCCAAGUGCAGAAAGUUGACAUCCGUUACAACGGCACCAUCGAUGCCUUGAGAAAAAUCAUCCGCCUAGAAGGAUUUAGGGGACUUUACAAGGGUUUUGCAGUAAGUCAGCUAUUCUUACUUACUGGCAAUAUCAACUCCACGAGCUAUGAAGUCACCAGGGAACAGCUCUCAGGGUUCUCUGUCGCAAUUAGAGGCUUUAUUGCUGGUGGUUUGGCCUCGCUUAUUGAGCAAUCACUUGGGAACCCGGUGGAGGUUAUGGCCCAAAGACUUAUGGUCGAGGGAACUGGAAAAAGGAGGGCUAAAGGGGUUUAUCGCCCAGUGGCUUUCCGAGUGGUGAGGAAUGUGUAUAAAGAACAUGGGAUAUCAGGAUUCUAUCGUGGGUUUCUUGUGUCUGUUAUUAAUAGCAGUUUUUGGAGCGGCAUCUGGUGGGCUUCCUAUGGAUUGUAUCUGGAGAUGUUUGGUCAGUAUGCGCCUAGUGGUAGCCCCCAUGUUGUAAUCCAGGGUCUAUCGGGAGCGCUGUCAGGUGUAACAGCUGCUGUACUGUGUAAUCCUCUUGAGAUUAUGCGUGUUCGUUUACAGGUUGAAGGAGGCAAAUCAUUAACUCAGGCAUUCAAAUCCCUACUUAGGAAUGAAGGCGCUUUAGCGUUGACCAAAGGCAUGCUUCCCAGCGUCAUCUCUGAGGUGCCAACUAGUAUGGUUAUGAUAGUAGGGUACGAGACAUUGAAGAAAUUUAGCCUUAAGGAAAUUGAAUUUGACAGCUAACACCCAGUAUGGUCAUGAUAAAAGGGUACAAGACAUAUAAGAGGCUCAGCCUAAAGGAAAUUGAAUUUGAUAGCUAACAUAGCCAUGAUACAUGUAGUAAGCAGCAGUGUAUAUAUGACCAAAAUUUUGGCUGUAGUAUUAAACAUGCCAGUAGGUUAUCAAGCACAUUUAUCACUGAAUAAUUAGAAUCUUGCAGGUGAUGCAGGCAAUGUAGUUUUGUUUUAUUUAACCCUAAUAAUGACAAACAACAACAACAAUUUAGUGUCAUAUUGUUUAAGAUUUUUUUGCCCAACAUUUUUAUUGGCUGAAGGAUAUAGUAAACAGUAAUUACAUUUUUUUUAAAUACACACACUCUUCCAGUACUGACAUGUACUGGUAUUCACAAGUGGGGAAAUGGGGUAAAUUGCUUGAUUAAAGGGGUUGUUGAAACAGUUGGCUGGACAGGAUAUCUUCUCUAUCCAGGGUAUGUACUGUAGUACACAGCUAUAAUAUGAAGACCACAUAAUAUUUUAAUCACAGCGUAUUUUGAUAUACUUUAAUAAGAGUGGAUUUGCUAAUUGGCAUGGGGUGGAUGGGUGGGGUGGGGGGGGGGCACCCACACCCUGGGUCCAUCCCUAGGUAACUUCCCUGGGCAUUGUAAAACAAUCCCUUUUAACAGGCUUUAAAACCUAUUUACCAAAUUGUUUCACAACAAUAUGCUCACAUUCUUCUCCUAUGCUUAUAGCAGUGUAACUAUGGUUUCUAACAUAACAUUUCUUUAUAACAAGUUCCAUCUUGGAACUCUGGGUCUAUUAUAAUGUGCAGUUAAGUUAGUUGUAAGUGUUGAUACCACUAACCUGGACCACAUUGUCUGGCAGCAACACUAUUUUACUUAUUAUUUUUCAAUAUCUACAAUUUUGCUAUUCAGUCAAAACAAUGCUUAGCAUUUCAUGACUGUACUUUUCUGUUAAAAAUCACUCAUCUUUGGGUGAAAUAAAUGCAUUGUCCUUAAAUCCCACCUUCACCAAACUCUUUAUUGAUCCUGCACACAGGAAUCCUUAUGGCCCAAUAGGCUUCCAGUCAUUCUCAAAUUUUUGGAUUUCUCACUGUGUACUCCACUUUUUAACAUUGGCUGAUUAAAUAAGACAAAUGCAUGUCUGUCCCUCUAAGAUCUUGUCCUGGACUUUAUCACUUGAUGUUGACUUCUCAGCCUGUGUGGCCAGGAAAGCACAGACAAACGCACCAAUGGUAGCCCCUAAGGUAGCAUAGAAAGCCCAGCCAAAUGAACAUUCAUUCAUAACAAAGGGGUCAGCUUUUUGGUAUCUAAUGGCACAGAGCUUUUCUACUCGUCGGUUGCCCCAGCCAGCAGGAUAUAGUACCAGACCAAUAACAAGGAACAAUCCUAAAACAUAACAAAAUAGUAAAAUCAUGUCAUUAAGCAAUAUCGAGUCAAUAUACACCCAAUUAAUGUCAGGAAAUGAUUGUACAGUAAAAGAUAAGAGAAUUUUGGUUUAAAGUACUGUGAUAGACGCCA